UCGUGUGGUGUCACUACGGUGAAAUUCAACCGAUAACUGGCAAAUGUGUAAACACGAGGAAUUUCAUUUUGGGACGAAUUGAGAUGGAGAAGAGCAAGUUACUUUGUCUCAUACUGAUUCUACUGCAAUGUCACGUACGACUACUCGACUCUUACAACGUGCCCUGUGCUUUCAACACGAUGUGUCUAUGCUGGAUACAGGAUGACGAGGAGUUUACGAAAAUGGACAUCAGUUGCCUUGGUGUACCAUUCGCACGUUUCCCAGACGUGUCGGUGAGUUAUGUUGCCCAGCUGGACAUCGUGAGCUCGGGAAUUCAGGUGUUGGAGAACGAUGCACUGGUGAGUUCCUCGGGGGUUGAGGCUCUCGGUCUCAUGAGCAAUCGUCUUGCGAGCAUCGGUGAGAAGUCUCUCGUCGGUGUAGCCAGUAGUCUCCGUUCCCUCGAUCUCAGCUACAAUUCACUGGAGGAGGUACCUUUCAAAGCACUGAGUCCUCUCAGGAAGUUGACUUGGUUGAAUAUGCAUAGCAAUCACCUGACAACUCUGGAUGGCGAUUGGGGCCACAUGUCGGAGACACUGACGAACGGUUUCUUCGGUGAUAAUAGCAUCGUGGAGAUCCCCCGUGUGUUGUCCCACUUUGUGAAUCUAGUCUGGCUGAAUUUGGAUGGCAAUGACAUUGAGGAUGUACCAUCGACAUCGCUCCCACCCAACAUACGGACAAUGAGCCUAAAUAACAAUUUAUUAUCAUCAUUUCCACUGAGUGUCGGUGAUUUACCAGUGCUGACGUGGUUGUAUCUGCGCGGGAAUUCAAUGAGAGUGCUCGAUUUACCGGAUUUCAGGAGUCCAGUGUUGGAAUUACUCGAUGUAUCCGACAAUAUCAUUGAGUCUGUGAGAUUUCUCACGUCGUCAAAUACAACGCUUCACAUAAAAGAUCUGAAUAUAUCGAGUAAUAAACUGUCAGUGAUACCGGCUGGUGCAUUUCAGUAUGUAGAGACACGGAGAAUGCAUUUGUCAUCGAACAACAUCACGUAUAUUGAUGACGAGGCAUUCCGGGGACUGGAGAAUAUUCUCGAGUACUUGAAUCUUGAGAACAAUGGCCUAUUACAUGUACCAAGUGCUCUUUCAAAGUUAAGAAAAAUAGCUUAUCUGUACCUGAAUAAUAACGAUAUUUAUAACAUCACGAGUGAUGGGUUUGGCUCGUUUGGGACUCAUUUGAGGGCACUAUCGCUGUCGAAUAAUCAUUUAGUGUCACUGCCGGUUGGAGCACUUGGAAAUUGCCGGAGUCUUCAGCAUCUUAAUCUUGGUUAUAAUAAGAUAACGCAUGUGUUUCCUGGGGAUUUUGAGUGGGCUAAGAAUCUUGAGAUACUGCUGCUGAGGAAUAAUGUGAUAGCUAAAUUAAAGUCAGGAACAUUCAAAGGGGCUAGCAGACUGAAAGAGCUCAGUCUGUCAUUCAAUCACUUGGCGGAAUUAGACAGUCGUGCUUUUAUGGGGAUCGAGGAGAGCCUCGAAAUUCUGGAAAUGAGUUUUGCUUUUGCUACUGAUGUUAUGCCAAAGGCGGCAUUGGCGACCCUGAAGAAUCUACUGUGGCUCGUUCUCGAUAAUAAUAAUUUUCAUGCCAUUGAUGCAGACACUUUUUACACAUUUCGCCAAUUGAGGUACGUCAAUCUGGAAUCAAAUAGAUUACAUUAUCUCCCGGAUAAGAUAUUUCAAGCUGAUGUACAUCAGGAGUUGCGCGAUGUUAAAUUUGGAUACAACUUUAUUGAGGCAAUACCCGAGGGAACAUUUCAAAAUCUCACGGAAUUGAGAUCGCUCGAUUUAACUGGCAACAGGAUCCAUCUCUUGUCUUCCGGAGUGAUUGAGAAUUGCUCAAAAUUAGUUACCAUCUCGUUGGCGUAUAAUAGAAUAUCGGUGAUGCAGAAAAGCGCACUACGUGGAUUGUCCAGUUUGAGAUUUCUCCAUCUCGAAUUUAAUGAUCUUACUGCACUAGAAUUGGAUGCUAUUGUUGACACCGGGGGCUCCGAAUUCUCCCUCAAUGCAUCGUUUAAUUCAAUCUCUACGAUUACUUACGAAUAUGAGAUGGUAAAUCUUACAAGUCUCGAUCUUGCCUGUAACAAUAUCACUCAAUUGGCUGGAAAUAUUUAUAACGGCCUGCCAAAUCUCAGAAGUCUAGACCUACGGGGCAACUACUUGACGACUGUACAUCCUGGUACAUUCGCCCUACUGCACCUGGAAACAUUGAAUUUGCGAGAGAAUCGUCUGGAGACUUUGAGAAAACAAGCCUUUCACGCUACCCCAUCCCUGCAAAUAUUGGACUUGAGCGGCAACAUUUUAUCCCAAUUAUCAACCGGACAAUUUCGUAAUUUGAGAAAUCUACGAAUCCUUAAUCUGUCAAAUAAUAAAAUCCGCUCAUUACCCCGUGACAUAUUCGAGGGAACUCGAGUCGAAUCACUGGAUCUAAGUGGAAACAGAAUAACCAUAAUACCAUCGUCAGCAUUUCUUGAGAUUGGAUACACACUUCGUGAUCUCAAUCUUGGUAAAAACUUCGUAGAGCAUCUCGAUGCCACAACAUUCCCCACAUCUCAGCUGAACUCUCUCAACCUCGCCAGUAAUCGACUCACGAUACUACCGGAUAAUUCAUUUGUAUCAUUAUCGAAAUUAAUGAGUCUAAACUUAUCGGCUAAUCACUUCCAAGCUAAUUUCAAGGAAUUGUUUCACUAUUUGCCGGCAUUGAGGCAUCUCUACAUGACGAAUUGUGGAUUUAGAAAAAUUCCUGUUCUUCCGCUGAUGAAUCUCAAUGUGCUCGACCUAUCGUUCAAUAAUAUAGAGGCUGUGACAACGCUCAAUGUACAGUACUUCGAGUCACUUAAAGUUCUCCUGCUAGUCAACAAUUCCUUGAUCAAAGUUCCGGACGUAAGGCUGACUCUUCUCCGGGAGUUGGAUUUAUCCGGAAAUCUUAUUGAGGAGUUAAGCAAAGACAGUUUCAUGGGCUAUCGACGUCUGGAAAAACUUGUUCUACGUAAACUGAAUCGAAUUAAGUGGGUGAAUAAUAAUAGUCUCCGUGUGUUACGCUAUCUGAAACACUUGAGAAUCCAAACUUGGCCACAGGCAGACCUUGACCUACGUAUUCUACUGAGUGAAUUGCAUCUACGUACCGUUGAGAUAGAGGUCACUGAGCCCAUCCUGAAGAAUCAAAUUCACAAUGCAUUCACUCGACGCUUGAGAGAGCUCACAAUAACGGGUCAAGAGCUCGAGGCAAUAUCACCUGAAGCAUUCUCAACUAUUGAAGGUGGUGAGCUUGUACUUAGGAUCAAGGGCACUCAUGUCAGACGCUUUCAGUCAGACAUUUUCUUGUCACUAGCGAGGAGAAUGUCACAAUUGACGCUCGAUCUCCGGGACAAUCACAUUAAUGAAUUGAGUCCAUCAGUUAUCUACGGUAAUUUAUCGUGGGAAACAGUGGGAACGAAUCUCGUUGCUGGUGGUCUACAAGUUUCGGGUAAUCCCCUCGAGUGUGACUGUGAAAUCGCCUGGCUGAGCCUAUGGCUACGUAGAUGGCUACGUGAAUCCCGUCAGAUUCAUACAGCAUCACAGUCGGAUGCCCGACAGUUGAGAAACAUUGCUGGUAGAGCAGUUUGCACUGAAACUACACCAUCUUACUCAUCUGACCGAGUUUUGCUCACCCUUGGGACACCGCAUACCGCAUGCCAAGCGUCAGCCCUCAGCUCAGGUCAUUAUCCCCGUUCGACAAAAUCCUACCUAUUUUUCAUUCUACUUUUUAUUAAAUUCAUCAUUCACUGUACCUAGCUGACACCAGCCAA
Messenger RNA from Fopius arisanus, 3811 nucleotides. RefSeq names its product chaoptin-like. NCBI's taxonomy places the organism in Eukaryota, Metazoa, Arthropoda, Insecta, Hymenoptera, Braconidae. The record is from RefSeq and is a predicted model, not a curated record. The transcript has 8 exons. Gene Ontology annotation, molecular function: protein binding. Gene Ontology annotation, cellular component: extracellular matrix. The coding region runs from base 84 to 3797 and encodes 1237 amino acids.